Molecule: messenger RNA, 2106 nt
Organism: Trichechus manatus latirostris (Florida manatee)
Lineage: Eukaryota; Metazoa; Chordata; Mammalia; Sirenia; Trichechidae
Gene: UBQLN3
Product: ubiquilin 3
Exons: 1
Coding region: 1-1965 (654 amino acids)
Biological process (GO): ubiquitin-dependent protein catabolic process
Cellular component (GO): cytosol
Molecular function (GO): polyubiquitin modification-dependent protein binding
Source: RefSeq, a predicted model, not a curated record
AUGGCCAAAAGCGGAGAGGCUUUGCCACAGGGCUGCCCAGUGCCAGUCCAGGAUUCCCAUCUCAUCAAGGUGACAGUGAAGACGCCCAAGGACAAGGAGGAUUUCUCAGUUAUAGAUACAUGCACCAUCCAGCAGCUGAAGAAAGAGAUAUCCCAGCGCUUUAAGGCCCACCCUGAUCAGCUGGUCCUAAUCUUUGCUGGCAAGAUCCUCAAGGACCCUGACUCACUCACACAGUGUGGUGUGAGGGAUGGCCUCACUGUUCACCUGGUCAUCAAGAUGCAGCGUCAUGCCAUGGGCGCUGAGUGCCCAGCUGCUUCAGUCCCUACCCCAGCCCAAAGCCCUGAAUCACUCCCCCACCCAGCUUCCAUUUUCCCGUCAGAUGGGCCUCCCUCUUUCAGCUUAGGUGUCCUCACAGGCCUCAGUGGGCUGGGCCUGACCUCUGCUAACUUGCCUGACCAGCCAAGUUCACUGACGUGGCAGCAUAUAUCUGUGCCUGAGUUUGUGGCUCAGAUCAUUGAUGACCCCUUCAUCCAGGGUCUGCUGUCCAAUACAGGCCUGGUGCACCAGCUGGUUCUUGAAAACCCCCACAUGCAGCAGUUGAUCCAGCACAACCCUGAGAUUGGGCAUAUUCUCAACAAUCCUGAAAUCAUGCGGCAGACACUGGAGUUCCUACGCAACCCUGCCAUGAUGCAAGAGAUGAUGCGUAGCCAGGACCGGGCGCUUAGUAACCUGGAGAGCAUCCCUGGUGGCUAUAACGUGCUUCGUACCAUGUACACAGAUAUUAUGGACCCAAUGCUUAAUGCAUUCCAGGAGCAGUUUGGCGGCAAUCCUUUUGCUACUGCCACUACUGCUGAUACCACCAGCAGUAGCAGCCAACCUUCAAGGACUGAGAAUUGUGACCCUCUCCCCAACCCCUGGGCUUCCACAUAUGGAGGCUCAGGUGGCAGGCAAGGAAGGCAGCCUGGGGACCAGUAUGCAUCUGAAACUAGAAAUGGGGUCCCCAACUUGCUGGGUAUAGGGCUCUAUGACUACCUCCAGCAAUUACCUGAGACCCCGCAAUCCCUUGGAACCUACCUUCAGGGAACUGCAUCCUCCCUCAGUCCAAGAAGGGAACCAUACCUACCAAGAAACCGAGUUCCCCCAACUUCAUGCUCAUCCCAGGAACCUGGGUCAGGCCAGCCUGACUCCAAGGAGUCAGUAGCCAUCAAGGGAAACUCCUCCUGCCCAGCUUUCCUGAGAUACCCCACAGAGGGCAGUACUGGGCAAGGCAGAGGCCAAGAUGGGGCAGGGGAGGGCUCCACUGGCCAUAGCACCAAUAUGCCUGAUCUUGUCUCAGGGCUGGGGGAUUCUGCUAAAAGGGCCCCAUUUGUUGCUUCACUACCUUCCCCCAUGACAGCCACCUCUGGAGUCCCUGAGCCUGCCUGGCUGCCGCCACCAACUUAUCCAAGAUCUUUAAGGCCAGCUGACCUGAAUCAUGGCCCCCAGGUACAGGAUGAGAUGCAUCGACAGCUGCCACUACUGCUGCACCUUCAGGUGGCCAUGGCAAACCCUCGUGCAAUGAACGCCCUCCUGCAGAUUGAGCAGGGUCUGCAGAUCCUGGCAACUGAAGCCCCGCGCCUCCUGCUCUGGUUCAUGCCUUGCCUUGCAGGGUUGGGGAGUCUGGCAGGAGGUACAGAGUCUAGGGAGGGUACCCUUAUGCCUGAGGAUCCUCCUCCAGCCCCAGCUCCCGAGGUUCCCCAAACAUGGGCCUCUACUGAGCUGGGCCUCCAUUCAAUUUCCUUCCUCCAGAUGUUACAAGCUUUAGCUAGUACCAAUUCCCAGCAGCUGCAGCAUGAAGCUCACUUCCGGGUGCAGCUGGAGCAACUUCAGGCCAUGGGCUUUCUGAAUCCUGAAGCCAAUCUCCAGGCCCUCAUUGCCACGGGGGGCGACUUGGAGGCCGCUGUGGAGAGACUGAGGCAAUUGUAGGAGCCGUAGUUGUUCAGAUUACAUCUUUUCCUCUGUGCCUUCUCCUCAUUUCCCAUUCCCUCAGCUCCCCCAUUCUUGAAUGCAGCUGCUGUAUGAACGAAAUUUACUAUGAUGCACUUUACUGCAGAGACAUUGUUGUUC